Rhopilema esculentum is the source of this 5282-nucleotide messenger RNA. RefSeq lists its product as uncharacterized. Lineage: Eukaryota; Metazoa; Cnidaria; Scyphozoa; Rhizostomeae; Rhizostomatidae. The record is from RefSeq and is a predicted model, not a curated record.
UCUUGUUCCCCUGUUUAUAAAGAUGGCUGCAAAAAGUCGGGAAAUUAUUUAGAAGUUUGUUUGGAUGGUAAAUCUCAAAGGAACAGAAGUUGGAAGAGCAAUAGAAAGUACUCAUACAUCUCAUGGAAAUACAAGCGAACUGAAAAGAUAUGGGCUCAAAUCCAAGAAAGGCAAAAAAGUCAGCGUCGUCGACGAGCCUGAUGGCGUUCAAUUACCAACUUUAUGAAAUAUCUCAUGUUUUGAGACUAAGACCUUUCCCACCAGCUUCUGACCAAGCUGACUAUGUUAAAAUAGACAACACUACACCAUACUUCUCUGAUUGUUGCUUUCAAGAAACUGCUGAAAGAUCACUACUUGUUCUUCUUUGUAGCAAUGGAGCAUUACUUAUGCGAUUGAAGGAGAAGGGAUCAUGUCACAUUGUCAAACAAUUUGAAUGGUUCCAGAACCCAUCAAAACGAGUUCAGAGCUUUGCGAUUGAUCCUGUUCAUGCUGCAUGGGUGAUUGUUGCAUCAUCUGACUUGGGGCUGUAUAUUCUCCCUGCUUUAGCACAACUCAAGCCUGAUUCAUGUGACAAUAAUGUUUCUCUAUCUUGGUCUUUAACAGACCUAACAAAAAUGGCAGAAACAAAGCAGACAGGAAAAACAGCUAGUAUUGUCUGGUGGCACACAUUUGAUGACAGGAACAUUGCAAUUAUUGGUACAGAGCAUGGAGAGGUAGUUUUUGUAGACCUUAUGGUGCAUCAACAGGUUCACUCGAUUGCUAUUCGUGAGAAGAUCAGGAGACUUGAGCUUAUGCAGGACCUGAGUGAGCAUGCAACACAUCUCCUGAUUCACACCGCUACAGACACAACAUGGAAAAUUUUCCUGGAAUGGCCGUGUGAAAUCGCCCACAUAACAUCACCGUCGAGUUACACUUCAGCGUUUGACAUGGGCUACGACAUGGUAGCAGAGUGUGGUAUGGACACAAUUUUGGUAUACGCUGCAGAGGACGGGAGGGAAGAGCCCAAGAUUACCAAGCUAAAGGCACCUUCUCAAGAGUGCCGGUUGUCUGUUCAAAGACUGAAAGAUCAAGUUGUCGUAGCAAGACAUUUGACCAAGCAUGAAACACUUGAGGUCUUCAACUACAUAGAAAGAGUGGCAGAUUACGCGCCAGAGUACAGCUAUCAACUUCCAUUUAACACAAAAAGUGCUGUUGUCUCUGACACCCUCAUCUUUGCCUUGACACGCAAAGACCGUCAGCCUUCUUUUAGUGUUCUAUCAAAGAGAUUUGCAGGAUCAGCGAAUACCGCUCAACCAAGAAAACGAUCAGACUCUUCCUCCUACAAGGCGGAGUUGCAGAGCUUUUCAUUAAGCCAAUCAGAAGCGGUCUUGGCGUAUUUUGUAUCGUCGUUCAAACGCCCGAUGGCUUGGAAAAAUCUGUUUCCCCAUUCUAAAGGAAUGAAGGAAGAAAUACCGCUAACAUUGUGCACCAUUGUCACUGAAGGGGGCAUCAUCGAAUGCAGACCAAGGAUAUCCCCAGAACACUACUUCACAGAACUUUGUCGCAACGAUGAAGGUGGUGCUGCGGAGGCCCUAGGGAUAACUCUUGACCUGAAUGUGCAGUAUCUGUGCGAGCUUGUUGCCGAACAGAAGUUAAAGGAAGGAGAUUUUCAAGGUGCAACUAAGUUUUACAAUUUGUCAGAGUGUUCGCCAAUCAAAAGAGCGGUCAGUCUUAUUGAAUACGUGUCGGUCACUGCCGGCCUUAUGUUCAUCCGACAGGUCCUGAAGCAGCCUGGAAGCCUGUCCGCGAAGGAUCGGAAAAAGCUGGCUGACAUGGCAGUUGAAUGCUAUACGGAACAGGUUCUAGAGAAACAGAAGCCUGUGAACUUUCGAGCGAAGGUUUUUGAAUCAUUUAUGCAGUUCUUACGGGACAAUUUUGACUACGACCCCCAAGUGGCAAUGGAACGUCUCGCAAAGCAUGGAAUGAUUGAUUGCUUGUUUGAAGUCGGAAAAACUAAAGGACUGAUCAAGGAAGCUUUAGAUUUGUGUGCUUCAAGAGGAUUUUAUCACCUUUCACCUUCAAUCCAAAACAUGCUGUUGGAUCGAGGAUACGAUGACAUUUUGUGCACGGCUAAUAACGGUGCCUUCAUUUCCUACAUGAAGCCAGAGGAGGCUGUUAAGUUCUUGCUUAUGCACCCUGAUGUGACGAAAUCAUUUAUUCGCCUUUUGGAUUCGAUUGUUUUCCAUCUAGAAGAAACCUCUUUAUUGCUAAUUGCGCGAUUGUUUGAUCCAUCUCGAACAUUUAUUAAACCAUACUUGGAGAAAGCAGAAGCGAUGCACACCAAAAGAAGUCCUUCGAUCGUUUCCUUGGCAUCAACUUCAAGCUCGGAGGGUGGUUUGGAUUCGUUUGACAUUCCCACCAUUUCUACCAUAUUUGAAGUUUUUUUGAAAACCAUUUUGAUUUUGAAUGGCAAGCGAUCGCCAUUAACUCAACUACCAGACAGGAAGUCGAUUCUUAAGUACCUCAUUGGUCAGAACAGCUCUACAUCUUUAAGACGCAGUCGAACGACCAGUACGAGGAGCCUGGACACGAACAUGGAUAUUGAGCCUACUACCCUGGCAUGUGGCAGAAAUCACAUUGCCUACGUAUCUCAUGACGGCGAUGUUUUCACCUGGGGACGAUCAAGCCAUGGAAGACUGGGCCAUGGAGAUUUGAUAGAAGAAAAGGGAAUUUCGAUGCCGUUUAGAGUGGAAGGGCUUCAUAUGCAUGGGAUUCAAGUCCUUUCAAUAGCCUGCGGGGCUGCACACACAGUUGCGGUUUGCAGAGAAGGGGUUUAUUCAUGGGGAUUUAACAAUUUUGGACAGCUUGGCGUUGGCGACAUACGUCGACGAAGCCGCCCAUGCUUAAUAUCACAAUUGACUCCCAAGAAUGUUGUUGCUGUUGCUGCUGGGUAUUAUCAUACGCUUGCUGUCGAUGGAGAUCACAAAGUCUGGGCAUGGGGCUGGGGUAUUCAUGGACAGCUUGGUGUAAAGUCAGCUGAAAAUGCGAAAGUCCCCGUUAACGUUGCACUGCUUAAUUCACAAAAGGCGAUUCAAGUUGCCGCUGGACAUUCCCACAGUGUCGUCCUUUCGUCCAAGGGAUACGUUUUCACUUUUGGUUCAGGCUUGUACGGCCAGCUCGGCAUUGGUGUCAAUACCAAAAUGACAACUCCCAAAGUGGUGAAAACGCUUAUUGAUGAGCCUAUCUAUUACAUUGCAUGUGGUUCUUUUGAAACUAUAGCUAUAUCAGAAGACCAGACGCUCUAUUCAUGGGGUAGAAACUACAAACAGUUCCAUAUAUGUGCUAAAGCGGAAAGUGCAACGAGUGGGCGCCAUCUUGCUAGCUCCAUGGCAACAGACUUGAGUCAUAAGUAUUAUCCAGAAGAGUUGCCUUUUCGCCUUCCAGAGCAGAUAGCACAGCUGUCAGUUGGUAACUGGCAUUUUGUUGCUCUUACCACCGUUGGGCAAGUGUAUACUUGGGGAUGCAAUGACUGCGGCCAGCUAGGGCACUACAACAAGAUUGAUCAGAUCACUCCUCGCCCGGUCAAAGCGCUGUCAAGAAGGUUUAUCACGUCAGUUGCUGCUGGCUCGGAAUUUACCGUUUGCGUUGAUGCUGAAGAUCAGGUGUUUGCCUGGGGCAAAGCUGAUGCUGGUCAGCUUGGCAUUGACACGACCGGCAUUAAAGAUUCUGGAACCGGAGCUAUGAAAAAGUCCGGAGCAUCUGCUUCCCUGCUGAGCCCGACACCGGUUCCUAGGAUGCCUUCUGUAACCGAAAGGAGCAACUCGGUUGGUUCUGGUGGAGCAGUGAGCAAUAAAAGAGAAGUUACAUUCGAUAUUGAUGCAGAUUUUCCUGACUUCUCAUCCAUCGGCCAUGGUGUGUUGGCCUAUUCCCCAGAGAGUGUUUUGGUGGCCCUUCAGAAAUUGAAUGGCUCCUAUAAUCCGUGGACCAUCGUAAGUAUUGGUGAACAACUAAAGCUAUUCUAUGCUGUUUCAUUUUGCUGCGAAAUGCAUCAACGUUGGGACAAAGCAUUCACAUAUGGCAUUGCUGCUUUGAAAUGCAUUCAAAAUGGCAAGGGUGCUACUGAUUUCAAUUUUGGUGAAAAGAUUAUCGUCUUAGCAGAGAGCAUCUUGAGUUCCAUUGAAGAUCUUCACUCUGACAAUGGGGAUGUCACAAACGAUAUGUCUGCGUUGGUUUCCUUUGUCUUUGAGCUGUUCCAAGCAAGUUGCGACUUCUUGGUGCCCUUAAAAGAUAUCGAGGACUGCCUGAUCAAGAAGACAUCCUUUCUGGCACCAGUUUUAGCAGUCGUUCUAUUCAGUGGCCAAAUAAAUGUGGAAAGCUUGCCGUUUUCUGUUCAGCUUGUUCUUUCUUCCAAGACUCUUCCCCAGGCUUUUGAAUUGCAGCUAAGUCCUAGCUUUCUCAACUCAUUAACAGCAUCUAUUAUUGAUGAAAUAUCCCUAGGGAGCAGAAGCUACAAUUUCUUGAUACAACCAUUUGAGAGCAGCUGCGUUGGUGACAGCUUAAGUACGCCUAAUGAUGAAUUGACUAGCAACUCUUUGCCUGAAAAUUUUGACUCAAAUUUAAAGCAAAUCAUCGAAAACAGACUGAAACUUCAACAGCGGCGAAACUGCAUCUUUCUUUCCAGCGUUACUGCAGCUACAGUUUCGGCAGCCUCAUCAGGACUACGAGCCUCGUCUGCCUGGCAGAGAAAAAGUGGGACCCAUGCGCAUGGGGGCAUCGGAUACGACUCUGUUGUUUUUACCUGUAAUCACAAUUUUCCAAAGUAUUAUAUAGAAGAUGUUAUUUUGCCAGAGUUUGUACAAAGAGUUCAAGGGCUACCGAAGCCUCUGCCAGGAACAGCCAAUGUGCUUCUUCGUUAUUACACGCAGACACACGCAGCUAUCCCGGCUGCCUGCCCGUGCUGCGUCUACAAUAACCUUCGCCUAGAGCAACUGCAUUUGCUGCAAGAGACUGGAAGUGAGCUCAGCGGAAACAAAUCAACUUUCUGGGAAGUCUAGGCCAUAAUCGCCUAACAUAAUAUGCUGAUAUAAUUUGAUAUACCUUAUAAAUAGAAACUGCUUUUUUCAUGCUGCAGUCCCUUCCUGUUGUCAGAUAAUUUAUCUAAAUGAACUCCCGCUGAAGAGAAACUAUUACUAUAAUUCCUUUCAAAAUGCAUGUACUGUCAUGUUUAUAGUAUUUACCUCCAAAAGCAAGAGGACUUAUAAUGUAUAAAAACACAAUUGAUCAAUAGAAGACUUUUUAUGUUA